Molecule: messenger RNA, 1166 nt
Organism: Morone saxatilis (striped sea-bass)
Lineage: Eukaryota; Metazoa; Chordata; Actinopteri; Moronidae
Gene: mibp2
Product: muscle-specific beta 1 integrin binding protein 2
Exons: 8
Coding region: 270-890 (206 amino acids)
Cellular component (GO): cytoplasm
Source: RefSeq, a predicted model, not a curated record
CUGUCUUCAGUAUGUGUAGAGGCUCCAGUGCACCGCCUGCUCUCUCUCGGUGGAAGACCGCGUCCGAGCGACACCCCGUCUCCGCUCUUACCUUACUCACUUAACCCAAGUGCCAUGGAGGAAUCAAGUAGUUGACGUUUCCUGCUGCAACCUUCUCUUUUUUAAGCUUUCUUCCCCGUCCGAUCACUGCACCCGGUUUGUCGACGUUUUUGAACUCUCUUCGGCGACUUUUUUUUUUACGAGCUUUAACCAACCCGGAAAAAGAAACCAUGAAGUACAUCAUCGGCAUCGGCGGAGUAACCAAUGGAGGGAAAACCACCCUCACCAACAGGCUGAUCAAGAACCUGCCCAACUGUUGUGUGGUACACCAGGAUGACUUCUUCAAGCCCCAAGAUCAGAUUGAAGUUGGUGAAGAUGGCUUUAAGCAGUACGAUGUCAUUACUGCUUUGGACAUGGACGCCAUGAUGAGUACGAUCUACGCAUGGUUGGAGAACCCGGUGAAGUUUGAGAAGUCUCAUGGCGUUAAUAACACCCUGGAUACAGAGAUUGUCCCAAAGUCUGACCACAAGGAGGAUGAGGAGACUCACAUCCUUAUUGUGGAGGGCUUCCUGCUUUACACCUACGGACCUUUGAUCGACGUGCUGAACCAACGCUACUUUAUUUCCAUCCCAUAUGAAGAAUGCAAAAAGAGGAGGUGCUCUAGGAACUACGCGGUGCCAGACCCCCCCGGCCUGUUCGAUGGCCACGUCUGGCCCAUGUAUCUGAAACAUAAGAACAUCAUGGAGACAUCAAGUGUUGACAUCUUGCAGCUAGAUGGAACCAAGUCAAAGGAACAGCUGUUCAACUUUGUCUACGGCGACAUCCUGAAUAACAUCCAGAAGUCUCUUUAACAAACAAAGGUCAUACGAUCGGCUAAAAGUAGCAUAUACUCAGCCUGCAAGCAGAAGACCGCCUUGCCUUAAGUUUUCUACCUGGCAGCUCAUUUAGCUGACUGCUAUGAUUUUUUUGAAAAUGUACAUUUUUAACUGACGGCAUCAAAUGCUGGCAUGACUUUUAUAUCGACCAUAUUUAUUGCUUUGUUACAGCCUACACUCGAAACAGUUGAUGGACUUGUUCAGAGGAUGAUUGCACUCAGUUGCAUAUGUCAAUAAAUGACCUCCUACCGA